GGAGAAUAUCUCUCUUUUUUUUUUCUUUUUUCAUAUGGGGUUGCUUUCUUGAUUUUAAAAUGAAAGCUUUUCUUUACAUUAAAAAAUCCGAAAUAAUUGAUACUAGAAUUCGAAGAAAUAUCAAAUCUUGAUGGAUUUCUUGAUCAAGAAGGGUCUUUGAUGAUCAAGAAUUGGAAGAAAGAAUGAAUCAACCUAUCAUGUCGAAGACACCUUCCUCUAACGGGCCGGAGCAUCCCGUAAAGCGUAAACGAGGGCGUCCACGGAAGGAUGAGAGCAUGCCAAGAAACGAAAAGAGGCAAACACAAACAUCCAUAAUAUCAUCAUCAUCGUCACAACCACCAAGUAUCGCUACCAAUGUCAUCCAACCACAGCCAACAAUCACCAUGAACCAUGUUGGUGACAACCAUAACAUGGUAGGACAAGUGGUGACGGGUGUGAUAGAUGGUCUCUUUGAUGCAGGAUAUCUUAUUUCUGUCCGUGUAGGACCUAACAACACCCUCCUAAGGGGUCUUGUGUUCCAACAAGGGCAUUUUUGUCAUAUCACACCAGCCAAUGACGUUGCUCCAAACCUAAAUAUGUGUAGAAGAGAAAAUUUUCAAAUUCCCAUCUCAAAUCCAACUCAAUUAUGUGCAAAACAACCACCACAACUAGCAAUGCCAGUUACAAUGCAAAAUUACCAAACUAACCCUAUGAUGCCACCAGAGAAUUUGAGGAUGGUGGGACAAGAUGAGCUUAUGCAAGUUUUUGAGGUGUCUAAGAUGGUUGGAGAACCACCAAAGAAUGAUGGUGGGUUGAAAAAUGAUCAAUUGUUAUCUGAUAAUUGUGAUCUAAUGGCUCAGAGUUUUCAUAAAAACAAUGACAUCGCGAAUCACACAAGUCUGCCUUGCGGUGCACGUAUUGUCCAAGAUUUUGAUCAUGAAUAUGUAGAUGAUGAAGCUAAUAAGCAAAAGCAUGUGGUAGAGACCGGAAUGCAAGAGGCAACAUCAUUUGAAAUAGAUGAAAGUAAAAAACAAGAAGGUGAAGUGAGCAAGAUUGAUGUUAAUCAAGUUCCAAAUCAAGGGGUUGCAACUGAUCUCUUUCAAACAGAUUAUGAGAAACAACUAUAGGUAACAAUAUCAUUGUAUGUGUCUAUAUUUUGUAACAUUUCAUCUACAAUACAAAUAAGGGAUGAGAAAAUAUAUCUUAUUUCAUUUUUUUAAACUUUGGGUUUCAGGGUUUUUAUAUAAAAACUUCUGAUGCUUGUAUAAAUUAGAUAUCAUACAGUGAAAUGCUAAAAUCAUUUA
Helianthus annuus (common sunflower) is the source of this 1283-nucleotide messenger RNA. RefSeq lists its product as uncharacterized. The coding region runs from base 183 to 1106 and encodes 307 amino acids. Lineage: Eukaryota; Viridiplantae; Streptophyta; Magnoliopsida; Asterales; Asteraceae. The transcript has 3 exons. The record is from RefSeq and is a predicted model, not a curated record.